UUUCUUCAGUACCACUCGCCCCUCUCUGAUCAAAACCAUCCACUGUACCUUUUGACAUUCUGUUAACUAUCCUUCCUCAACUGACUCAACUUCUCCACCCUCUGUAACUUGCUACUGAGGGUAAACAUGGACGGGAGAAGGGCAACUUUGAUUCCCUGAAUAAAGACACAAAUAAACCAACAAGAUAGUUGCAUUUCGAAAGCAGGGGGUCCUAAGAUGGUGAGCUCAGUCGAAUGGAUCAAUUCGUGGAUCGUGUUCCCUUGCCAUCACCAUUCCAGUCCAGAGACAUUUGGGGCACAUCACCUGAAAUAACAUCAUGAAAUGUGAUGCUGCAGUGAUAUGAAGUGAUGCAGCAGAAGGAGGAUUUGUAAUCCUUAUCACAGGAGGACUCAGAAGAAGAGAAGAAGGAAAGAAGAAAACGACGUCGUAGAAGAAAAGGAGGAACGGCGUCGUGGAGGCAAAACGACAACAUAUUCUUUAUUGUUAGUUAGCCGUUAAAUGUUAUAGUUUAGUUUAAUUUGGACAAAUGAUGUAGUGACACCUGUCGUACUUGGUUUAAUUACAACGUCCAACUAUAAAGCAGAAUAAAGGACUGAAGAGUUAGCUGAACUCGUUUCCCCAAUCAUACAUUCAAAAUUGUUAUGGUACCAGAGCAGCGUAAGCUCUAGGUUUCUUCAACUGCAGACGACAAGAUGUUAGGAGGACAGACGACCUCCCAAGAUGCCAAACAAUGGGAGCAGUGGCAGUGGAACCACAACAGCAGCAACUUUCCGAUUUGGUACCUUUGAUCAGAAUCAGAUGCACCGAGAGACUAUUGUUUUUGGUAAUCAUUAUUACCUUGACCCAAAUAAAAACAUGUCUCAAUCCCUUGUUGCCGAGCUUUUCGAUGGUACCAACUAUGUGAUGUGGAGUAGAUCUAUACUGGUUGUGUUGAAAAUGAAGAAUAAGAUUGGGUUCGUUGAUGAGUCAAUUCCAGUACCACCUAGGGAUGCAUAUCUAUUUGGGUUAUGGGAUGCCUGUAACACAGUUGUACUUUGUUGGAUUCAAAACUCCAUUAGGAGAUCUUUCUUGAAUCACAACAACUCUAAGACACUGUGUGAUGAAUUGAAAAGGCGUUUUGGCCAACCUAAUGCCCUAAAAUUGCAAACCUAGAGGAUGAGAUUCAGGUGUGUAAGCAGGGUUCCCGGACCAUCAAUCAGUACUACACAACUAUAAAGGGUCUUUGGUAUGAAUACAUCGAGUUCUCACCUGUUACACCUUGUAAUUGUGCACUUGGAAAUCCUAUUCCUUGUGCAGCUGUAGCUGCCUUUAUGUAGAAGCAAGAGACAAACUAUUUAAUUCGAUUCCUGAAAGGAAUCAAUCCUGAGUAUGAGGUAAUUAAGAUACAACUCCUGAUGCAAAAGCUCUUGCCAACAAUAUCAGCAGUUGUGAAUGAUUUGCUUAAGCAUGAACAUAAAUUAAAAGCUGAUGCAAUGAUGGGAGGUAAGAAAGCUCAGACUCUAGCCUUAGCAGUUGGUGGUAACAAUCAAAGAGAUUAUGUAGAAGGAAGGAACAUGAAGUUUUGUAGGUUUUUCAAGAUGAACAAUCAUACUAUUGAUGAGUGAUGGAAGUUAAAGAGGAAACAAGAGAUGCAAAAGAUGAUGGUGGUAAUGGAGGUUAUAAUUAUAGUUCCAGUUCAAACUUCAGUGCACCAAGCUUUGCUGGAUCCAUUUUGGAGGGAAGUAGCAGUGAAUGUCUAUCAGAGGGCAAUGUUGUUAAUGAAGGUAAAAACCAGGUACCACAUACAUUUACACCAGAUGAAAUGAAUAGAAUCAGGUACUUAUUGCAAGUUGGUGCUAACAACAACCCUUCACCACCCAUUAACCACCAAACUUACUCAUCAUCCCAAGUUUCCUCUUUCUUUUCAAACUUUUCAGGAAAACAUGUCUUGUCCUCUUCUCAAAACUAUGAAACCAAUGAUUAUAGAUUAUGGAUAGUUAACAUAGGUGCCUCAGACUUUAUUGCUUAUAAUCUCAACCUGUUUAGUCAUUAUAGGCCACUAAAAGAUACCUUUGUUUCCCUUCCAAACAGCAACAAAGUCACAGUUACUUUUGUAGGCACAGUUCUGUUGUCAUGCGGUCUGACAUUACAUGAUUUUCUUUUAGUACCAAAAUUUUCAUUUAACCGCAUUUCAGUCAUCAAACUCACACAUGACAACCAUUUUCCCUUACACUUUCAUUCUGAUAAAUGUCAAAUCCAGGACCUAUUAAGCAAGAAGAGGAUUGGUUUAGCCCACACAACUAGAGGUCUCUAUAACUAGCUUUACCCUCAUGACUAGUCAAGACUCCCCACACUAGUUACCAACAUCAAGCAACCAUCAUUUUCAAUUUCAAUCCACAACACGUGAACCUUUGGCAUUGGAGGCUAGGACACCCUAGUCAUGAUAGGUUGUCUUUACUCAACAAUUUAAUCCCUUCUAUUACUAAUACCAAAACACUUCACUGUGAUGUUUGUCACCUGUCCAAACAAAGAAAACUACCUUUCCCUGUUAGCACCAGUGUUGCACCUAACAUUUUUCACUUGAUGCAUAUGGAUAUUUGGGGACCUUUAUCCACUAUUUCUUAUGAUGCUUAUUACUAUUUCCUUACCAUUGUGGUUGAUUGUUCUAGAAGUGUGUGGGUGUAUUUGAUGAGACAUAAAAGUAUAACAAGGGGGUUGAUACAAGGUUUCUGUAAUCUUGUGAAAAAUCAAUUCAAUACCAGUGUAAAGGUGAUCAUAACUGAUCAGGGUAAGGAGUUUGCUAUAUGUGAUUACUUUGCCGCUGAAGGUAUAGAACACCAAGUAUCAUGUGUUGAGACUCUAGAGGAAACAUUAGCACAUCUUGAAUGUCGCUAGAUGUUUGAAGUUUCAUUCAGGGAUAACAUUACAAGAUUGGAGUGACCUUAUUUUGCAUGCAGUAUACUUCAUUAACAUGAUUCUCAUUCCCCAUUUUUGCCAACAGAACACUUAUGGAAACAUUUUAUAAUUACUAAGAACUCAUAGUAAUUGUCAGGUUACCAUUAGGAUUAUUAUGGUUGAUUUAAUAGGAUUCUACUCUCUCUCUCUCUACCAACUCAAUCUCCCAACUUCUAAUUCCCUUGAUCAAUCCCCAAUUGAUCUAACCUAGUUCACAAUUUCAUCGCAUUCCACGCACCCUAGAUUCGGGGGUCUAUCAAAUGGUAUCAGAGUCUAGUUGGGUGCGAAGAUCACUUGACCAUGACUACCACAUGCCAGGAGACAAGGCGGCGAUGACGUCGGUCAUGGUGGUGAGGGCAUCCAAGGUGGCGCAGGGCAAAGAGAAGGCGCCCAUGCAGCAGCUGCGCAACGGAGACUGCGUCGAGGAGCCGGACUGGGCUGAUGUUUGCAACAAGAUGUUUGAGGUUUCCAGGAUGCAAGGAAACCUAGAAGAAGGGUUGAAGGAGGUUAACCGUUCAAUCUAUCAGGUUGCAGAAAAUGCAAAAUUAGUUGCUGAAAAAGCUAAUGCAAACGCCGAUAAGAUGGUGCUGCUACUAUUGAAGGUGCUGGUUCAACUAUCCGAGGGUCUGUUGCAGGAGACCAGCAUGGAUGCAAGAAGUGAGAUGGGUCGGAUGAGCGAGACUGCGCCGAAGGAGGGCGAGGCCGAGGAGGCUCCACCCGUGGAGGAGCAAGAGACGAUAGGGGCAGACGAGGCGGCCGCUGCCGUCCGCGCAUCGAUGGCCGAUGGAAUGGGGGCAUGGGGGGCUCGAACUUCGCGGAAGCUAGGGCAAGGCAACAGUCUCUUACCCAUUCCAUCGGAGCAGGAAAUUGCGGGGCGAAAGUGCAAGUCAAAAAUGGCGGGAUACCACAACAUCACCUAGAAUGUGAUGUUCGAGCAACUGGAUAUGCGGUUCGAGGAUAAUGAAGAGGGAAGCUUGAU
Molecule: messenger RNA, 3913 nt
Organism: Linum trigynum
Lineage: Eukaryota; Viridiplantae; Streptophyta; Magnoliopsida; Malpighiales; Linaceae
Source: the annotation of a GenBank genome assembly